Stegodyphus dumicola is the source of this 1494-nucleotide messenger RNA. Its product is annotated as glypican-5-like. The record is from RefSeq and is a predicted model, not a curated record. NCBI's taxonomy places the organism in Eukaryota, Metazoa, Arthropoda, Arachnida, Araneae, Eresidae. Gene Ontology annotation, cellular component: plasma membrane; extracellular region; cell surface. Gene Ontology annotation, biological process: positive regulation of canonical Wnt signaling pathway; cell migration; regulation of protein localization to membrane.
UCAGAAAACUUUCUGGAGAUGAUCCACGUAUCUCAGAAUAAUACGAACGUAUUGUUCUCAGAAGUUUACAAAAAGAUGGACGGUUUUGCCCGUGUGCCUGUAUCCCAACUGUAUACAGACCUGUCUUCCUAUAUUUCUGGACAGUCAUUAGAACUCGAAGCCCGCGUGACUGCCUUUUUUGACUUGCUCUUCCCACUCGUUUAUCAUCAUUCCAUAAACCCGAAGCUGAAAGACUUCAGUGAAGACUAUAAAGAAUGUUUGCGUCAGACCCAGCAAGAAAUCCGACCAUUCGGAGAUAUCGCUGAUCGAGUAACUCUUCAUGUGACAAGGUCUUUCAGUGUUGCCCGGACUUUGUUGGAAGCUUUGCAAGCUGGCGUCGAAGUCAUAGCUGCUACGGACCACAUGCAUUUUAGGCCGGACUGCAACGCCGGCCUUACAAAACUGGUGUACUGUUCUCAAUGUGCGGGUUACGCUAAGGCGAAACCUUGCAGUGGUUAUUGCUUGAAUGUUGUAAGGGGCUGUCUAGCUCAUGUUGCGGAACUGGAUCAACCGUGGAGUGAUUACAUUAGUGGACUAGAAAGACUGACUUCAGGCCUUGUCGGUUCUUAUAACAUUGAAGAAGUCCUAAGCGUUUUGGAUACUAAAAUUUCUGAAGCAAUCAUGUAUGCUAUGGAGAAUGGGCCUGAACUUUCCAAGAAGGUGAAAGCUGCUUGUGGCCAUCCUCGACGUGCUACCAGAGAUGUAACAGAGCCGAAUGCUCUUCCAUCUGGCUCUGUACCGGGCCGCAUCGUUCCUGUGCGAUCGACAGAGGAAAGUCUCUAUUCCCGCCUUCAACAAGUGGUUCAGAGGUUGACCGAAACAAAAGGACAUUAUGCCAAUCUAGCUGACAUUGUCUGUAGUGAUGAAUCCUGGGCCGUUCGCGAAGAAGGACAAUGCUGGAAUGGUGCUGCUCUAGGACAGUACACGAACACGAUCGCUGGCGUCGGCGUUGCAGCGCAGAGAUACAAUCCCGAGAUGAAAUCCCCCGACUCGGACGACCUCGUCGUGAUGGCGCUGGACGAGAAGCUGCAGAGGAUGAGCAGGGAAUUGAGGCUGAUCAUUACUCCUGAACUUCCCCAGUCUGAUUCUCACAUGGUGGAAGGAAGUGGUAGCGGUAGCUGGAUGCGGAAUCAAGUUGGAGAUGAUGAAGACUACGACAGAGGAUCCGGUAGCGGAGAUGGAGGAGGGACAAAACCUAGUGACUUCAACUUUGAUAUCCGUGAUUCAGGAGAUGUGAAUAUCAAAGUCAAGGAUAGCAGUGCCAUUUCCUUUACCAGUAGUAGUGCCCUAAUGUCUGCCAUGCUACUAGUCACAUUCUUAUUUAGGAUCACAGGCCUGAGGUCACAGUGACUCUACAUGUGAAGUUACGUGAAUCACAGUGCCAUUUAGAAGAUAUUCAAUAUAUGUAUAUGUAUGGAUGAGUCGGAAUAUUUAAAAUAAAAAAAAAAAAAAAAA